GCAUAACAAGUGAUACGUAGACAACAACUGCAUCGUCGUGCUCUUACAGUCUUUCGUUCUAUUUGCGCCGAGUUGAGCCGGCGCCGACACAAUAGGAACCAAGCACUUUGCCUAACCUUUACUUAAGUAUCUUACUUCGGCGGGGGCCAGCCGGCGAAAAUGGCCACCUUUGUGCUAUUUGAGUCGGCCGUGGGCUAUGGCCUGUUCGAGGUCGCGGAGUUCGACGAGAUUGGCCAGUCUCUCGACAAGGUGCAGGAGGCUGUCAGCGACAUGGCUCGCUUUGGGCGCAUUGUCAAGCUGACUGCCUUCAAGCCUUUCCCUUCGGCCGCGGACUCGCUGGAGCAAAUCAACGCUAUUUCAGAGGCGAACCUCACGGACGAGCUGAAGAAUUUCCUGGAGCAAAACCUGCCGAAGGUUAAGGAGGGCAAGAAGGCCAAGUACAAGCUGGGUGUGUUUGAGCCCAAGCUGGGCUCGAUUAUCCAGGAGACGACCAGCAUCCCCUGCAUCAGCAAUGACAUGGUGGGCGAGGUGCUGCGCGGCAUCCGUGCCAACAUGGCGCGCUUCGUCAGCGUGGCGGAGGCGGACAUGAAGCGGGCGCAGCUGGGUCUGGCGCACUCGUACUCGCGCGCCAAGGUGAAGUUCAACGUCAACAAGGUGGACAACAUGAUCAUCCAGGCCAUUGCGCUGCUGGACACCCUGGACAAGGACGUGAACACAUUUGUGAUGCGCGUGCGCGAGUGGUACAGCUGGCACUUCCCGGAGCUGGUGAAGAUCGUGAACGACAACUACCAGUACGCGCGGCUGGCGCUCGUGGUCAAGGACAAGGGCGGCCUCAGCGAGGAGCACCUGGCCGCCAUGACGGAGAUCACCGGGGACGAGGCCAAGUCCAAGGAGAUCCUGGACGCUGCCCGCUCCUCCAUGGGCCAGGACAUCUCGCCCAUCGACCUGCUGAACAUCGAGGUGUUUGCGCAGCGCGUCAUCAAGCUGGCCGAGUACCGCCAGAAGCUGCACGCCUACCUGCUGGACAAGAUGCACGCCGUGGCGCCCAACCUGUCGGCGCUCAUUGGCGAGACGGUGGGCGCGCGCCUGAUCAGCCACGCCGGCUCGCUGACCAACCUGGCCAAGUACCCCGCCUCCACGGUGCAGAUCCUGGGCGCGGAGAAGGCGCUGUUCAGGGCGCUGAAGACUCGCGGCAACACGCCUAAGUACGGCCUCAUCUUCCACUCGUCCUUCAUCGGCCGCGCCAAGCAGCGCAACAAGGGCCGCAUCUCGCGCUACCUGGCCAACAAGUGCUCCAUCGCCUCGCGCAUCGACUGCUUCAUGGACGGCAACACCAACGUGUUCGGCGAGAAGAUGCGCGAGCAGGUUGAGGAGCGGCUGCGGUUCUAUGAGGAGGGCGUGGCGCCGCGCAAGAACGCCAGCGUGAUGGGCGAGGCCAUGGAGGCGGUCAAGGGGCAGCUCACCGCCGAGGAGGGCGAGGGCAAGAAGCAGAAGGACAAGAAGGACAAGAAGGAGAAGCGGAAGCGCGAUGACGAUGACGACGAUGAGGAGGAGGUGGUGGUGGAGGCCAAGAAGGAGAAGAAGAAGGACAAGAAGGACAAGAAGGGGAAAGCAGCGGAGGAGGAGGCGCCGGCAGAGGGCAAGAAGAAGAAGUCCAAGAAGGACAAGUAGAGCGUGGGCGCCAGGGCGUUGAGGCGGUGGCGGCGGCGGUAGGGGGAGGCGCGCAGUCUCUCCGAACUUUUGUACUCUUUCCUGAUCCAUGACAUAACUGUUGACACGUGAAAGCUGACAGCGGCGCCAGUCCGCAUUGACUUGACCGCACUGCGACCGCACAGGACACACGGACGCAAAGAAGCAGUACCUGACGUUGAUUUGUGUUGCUGAGGUGGUCCGCGGGGGUGAUAGUUUGGGUAGCAGUGGUGGCGCGUGCAAGUCAAUGGAUAGAUAGCUGCGGGGAUACGCAGGGCAGGCUGAGGAGGUCGGUUAUGAUUGAGGUGGACGAGGCGGAUGACAAGGGAGGGCAUAGUAGCUCCGCGAUGAGCUGUUUUGGUGGCUCGAAACAAUCGGGCGCAGGAUGAAUCCGAGGGGCACGAAACCGUGGGCGUGACACAUGAUGCACAGCCCUUUUUAGUUCAGUGGCUGUAAGAUACACAGUCGUUAUUCAUUUCGCUGAUUACCUACCAUGCGCUCCUCUGUGUCAGCAUUACCGCGGCGCACAUGUCCAUCAACGCACUCCCAAGCUUGUUGUAGAGCCUCUCGUGUGCGGGUGUGCGCGAUCCCAGAGCUAUACCUGGCAGCAAAGCUUGCAUUUCUACCGUGGAACGGCUGCGCGGUUCCUGGUUCGGCUUAUUCAACUGGGGUGCAAGGGACCCCUGGAGUCGACUGCCAACAAGUUUACACGCCUGCAGCGGAAGCAGAGAGGCGAGCAGUUGAGCGCCUCAAGGCGCAGGCAUUACAGGUCGCCAGGCCGCCAUCGGAGAGCUCCCUCGCACGAGAGAAAACAGCGACGCGCUCGGCGCCCGAAACGGCAGCCCCCUCAUCACCAGGAGGCUCCGCCCCUGCUGUAACAGAGGCAGCCGCGGCAUCUGGGUCGCCGUCCGAGGCUGACAGUGCGGACACGGCGGUGCCCGGGGAGGGCUUCGUGGACCCACAGGCGGUUCGCAGCUCAUUGGCGGAGGGCCUGCAGGAGCGCAACCGCAUUCUGGUGGAGGCGGCGUGGCAGUCGCUGGAGUGAUGCGGGUGACCUGGCGGCUGCACGGGUGUUGAGGCUAGGGAGGACAUACAUAUAGUGGCGACGGUGUGGGGUGCUGACGGCGAACGCCUAGCAAUCAGUGCGGGAAUGUACGGCAGGGAUAAUGAGGGCGACAGCGAGAGAUCUACCUGCGAAAACAUGUGUGCGGGGUGUGACACAGCUGCAGCAUGCGCCGGAAGGAGUGCGCAUGCCGGCAUGUGGGGAUUGUGGGCACGUACCGGAAAUCUUUGGUGUUGGGACGUGGGGUGGGUCUGCAACAUUGGGUUCCGCAGCAUGGGUCUGGGGUUGCACGUGAGCCCUCUCCAAGACCAGGGUCUGUGGCCGCUGACCGCUGCGGGUGAUGCCACGGAUGGGAUGCGGUAUCCGGAGGCAACGUGUGAAAGGUGAUGGACACUCAACGCAUGACGGCACUGGCUGUUGCCCUUGGCUGAGAGGCAACGCGCACAGUGCGUGCGUGAGAUGUUAUUUCUCUGUUGUGUGGCGCAGUGCGGCGCAACGCACUUGGUCUUGGUCUUGGGUCUGCCGCCGGCAUGGGAUGCAACACCUGGCUAAUUAGGCUCGGCGAGCCGUGCAAACCCCGGAGCACACCG
Molecule: messenger RNA, 3342 nt
Organism: Chlamydomonas reinhardtii
Lineage: Eukaryota; Viridiplantae; Chlorophyta; Chlorophyceae; Chlamydomonadales; Chlamydomonadaceae
Exons: 11
Coding region: 160-1671 (503 amino acids)
Cellular component (GO): box C/D methylation guide snoRNP complex; small-subunit processome
Molecular function (GO): snoRNA binding
Source: RefSeq, a predicted model, not a curated record